This is a messenger RNA of Cylas formicarius (sweet potato weevil), 1493 nucleotides long. RefSeq lists its product as uncharacterized. Bases 560 to 1483 code for a protein of 307 amino acids. NCBI's taxonomy places the organism in Eukaryota, Metazoa, Arthropoda, Insecta, Coleoptera, Brentidae. The transcript is spliced from 3 exons. The record is from RefSeq and is a predicted model, not a curated record.
GUACCCAAAAACUAACCGUAGUAGAAAUAGUACAGUAUCCAACAAGUUCGGUAAACUUUUUAAUUCACUCGUUUAUUAAAAACUCGCUCCGCUCGUGUCAAAUAAACUCGUGAGUCAAAUACACCGCACUUGUUGCAUAAUAUACUGUAAGUCAGCCCUAUAUUAAGCAGUAGCUCCGCUCAUGCCAAAUAAACUCAUCACUCAAAUGCCGUUUGUUGCAUUAGCCGAUUAAAGUUUGCCGGAUUGUAGGGGGGAUUCAUUGCCCGGUUGACCCUGACGAGGGUUCGCAAAUAUCGUUGGCCAGGAACAAGGAAUGGAAGUAUUCAUAUGGCAAACAAACUCUCGAUUUUGACGAUUUUCUUUAUUCUACCGCGAACGUUGCAAGAGGGCGUGUUCUAGGUCGAGUCACACGGAGGAGAGAGAAGAACGCGCAGUCGCUAGUGUGCUUUGUGACCUGGGCGAAUGGUUAGGAUGUGACUGGGUAUGAGGGUUUUCCUGGUAGCACGUAACUUGGGAAGCGGUACAUGCGCCACAAAAGUAAAGAAGAGAAUUAUCUAGAAUGGUAAGCGAAGAAUCGCAAACCCUUAUUAAACAACCGGAUGAUGUUGAUAUUACCAGUGACUGGAAUUAUUUUUUAACUCAUCAUGAUAGUGAAAUACACAAAAUACCGCACUAUUUUGAUUUAAAACAGUGGACUCCUAAUAACGUUUAUCGAGCAAGGGUCAGUCAUGUCUUUAGCCCUUCACAUUUUUGGAUUGUGACACUUGAACGGGAACUUGAUUGUUUUCAUAUGUACCUUCACAAUUUUUACACAAAAAAUAAAGACCAUUAUAGAGUACCUAUUUCCCACAUCAAAAAAGGGAUGUAUUCUGUAGCAUAUACUGAGGGUUCAUACUACCGAGGUAGAAUUACUAAUGUACCUCAUCAGAUGUGCAACAAAACAUGGGCAUUUGUUUACCUACUAGAUUUUGGAUAUAUGGCCAAAGUUGGGCUGGAUGACAUUUAUUUCUUUACCAAAAAAUUGUACAGAGUUCCGCAAUUUGCUAUACGUGCGACGUUAGCUGGCAUAGGUCCAUUAAAUUUAAUUAACUGGUCCCCCGAAGUUGUUGCCCAUUUUUGCCAGUUGGCAAAUGCAAGAAAAAUAUUAAUGGUUCAAAUCAGACAAAUAGAUUCCAUUAACAAAACUCUUAUUGUCAGACUUGCAGAAUACAAUUAUGACACACUUCAGGUGGAGGAUGUUAUUAAUCAACUAGUAGUGGAUAAUAUGGCAAAGCAGCUUACAAUGAUUGAUUUAAAGGAAUUAAAACACUUGGCAAAAAGAAGGAGAGCUAUGGGUAGCAGGACUAAAAUAAAAUUUAGGUUUUUAUGUCCAUCCUUUGAUGAUAUUGAAUAUGCCAAAUUUCCUGAUGCUUUAGUGGCUAUUGAUUAUUUAAGAAAGAUGCAAGAUGAUUCUUUAUUUAGAGAUUUAACUCUCAAGAACUAAAGUAUUAUAA